AUGUUUUAUUCACGGCUUCAAGGUGAGUUUCGUAUAUCCUCGCCAUUCUUCUCUUCGAUACAUCUUUACACUUGAAUAACCUACCUAAGCCUAGGUAGUAUCUGUAGGUUAGGUUACUUGCCUAGAUGCUAAUCAAAUAUAUCGAUAAUCCUAGGGGGAUGAUAACACGUUCGGCGAAAAGUCCGAGUUCGCCCUCCAUCUCGCUGCUCUCGUAAGUGCUGCCUUGCCCAAGGUCUCGGUACGCGCCAUUACAUACCCUCGCUAUGAGACCCGUGGCGAUCUACACGAGUGCGUCAGCCGCUUCCGCGACUGGCUCCUCAACCGAGUGAUCGACCUCGAAGUCGCCGCCGGCACGCCCUCUCCGACCGUCGACCCGUGCGUCCGUACGAUCCUCAUCGGCCAUUCCAUGGGCGGAAUCGUCGCGGCCGAAACCGCCAUCGGCAUCGCUUCCGAGGUUCCCGUUCCCCAUACCACCGCUACCAGCAAAGCCGGCCGCCGCGACAGCCUCACCGUUCUGGUAGACGAGUCCCUAGGCCCCACGGGCCUCAUGUUCCCCUACAUCCAGGGCGUCCUCGCCUUCGACACGCCGUUCCUCGGAAUCUCCCCCGGCGUCGUGGCCCACGGCGCCGAGGGGCACUAUAAUAGCGUGAACGGCGCACUGGCCCAGCUCAGCGGGCUGUCCACCAUCUUCUGGAACAACUACAACCAAGCGGCCGGGAACACCAACACCGGGACCGGGGGCUCUAGCAACAAGAAACCUGCCGGCGCUUUACCCGCGCCCGAAACGCCGACGCCGCCGGAGAAAAAGAAGCAGCAGAGCACCGGCGGAUGGGGCUGGGGCCAGAUCGCCAUGGUAGCCGGGGCGGCGGGCGCUUUGGCGGCGGGCGGCGCGGCGGCGUACAUGAACCGGGAGCACCUGAGCUCGGGCUGGUCAUGGGUCAGCUCGCACCUCGAGUUUGUGGGAUGCCUGGCGAGGGGCGCGGAGCUGCGGGAGAGAUUGGCCAAGAUGGUGAAACUGGAUCGGCAAAUGGGUGUCGGUUUUGCGAAUCUAUACACGCGCCUCGGUAAAGCUGCGUCGGCGAAGGAGGUGAGCAUGGUGGGAACUGUGGUGGGCACCGAUCGGACUUUCUGCAACCUGCCUGAGAAGGACAAGCGCACGACGGGUCUGUGGAUGGAAGCUAUAAAUGACAAGUCCAAGGAUGAGAUUGGGGCACAUAUGGCAAUGUUUGAGCCAAAAGAUAACCCGGGAUACCGCAAAUUAUCUGAAGAUGCGAAGAACCUGAUAGUGCGCUGGUCUCGAAACGAGUGGUAUGAAUCAAGCGGCCGACGCAGAAUUCAAUAGAUGGCAAUUACCGAAUAGUCCCCAAACUAUUUUGAUCGGUGUAUUACGUCUACAAUGCUACACUUCUACAUAUAUAUUACCCCCCACCCCUUAUAUGGAUACCUUGCAUGAAUAUAUUUUUUAUCUCUUCCGCUAGGGUUUUGUAACCCGUCCAGUUGGCUACAGUAUGCGAGUUCUACUUUGUGCUCUUCUGUGCCUUAGCUCCAAAAAUCUUGCGCCUUUGAGACAUCAUGUGCGUAUACAAGAAAUACGCAGCUGGAAGUAUUGCAUUAGCAUAUAUUCUCGGACGAAUUCAUUGGGGCUUGACAUACAAGGAGGGUAUACUAAUGCGACA
Daldinia caldariorum is the source of this 1676-nucleotide messenger RNA. RefSeq lists its product as uncharacterized. Bases 407 to 1342 code for a protein of 311 amino acids. The record is from RefSeq and is a predicted model, not a curated record. The transcript has 2 exons. Lineage: Eukaryota; Fungi; Ascomycota; Sordariomycetes; Xylariales; Hypoxylaceae.